AUGCCGGAGCUGGUUCAGCCUCAGGAGGAGGCGUCGCCCGCCGCUCAGCCUCAGGAGGAGGCGUCGCCCGCCGCUCAGCCUCACUUGGAGAACACAGUGGGGGGUCAGCAGCAGUACCAGCAGAUGAUGACUCAGCACCUGGUUCCGUGUGUCGGUCACUUCUCUGUUGCUCUGGCUGACGACUCUCAGUGGAAAACACUCAACUAUCAGAUUCUGCUGAAGACGAGACACAGCGACGCCAAGGUCCGGUUCUCGUCUCUGCUGGUUCUCUUGGAGUUGACAUCGAAGCUGAAAGAAAACUACAUGGUUCUGCUGCCAGAGACCAUCCCCUUCCUGGCUGAGCUGAUGGAGGACGAGUGUGAGGAGGUGGAGCAGCAGGUUCAGAAGGUCGUUCAGGAGAUGGAGAACAUCCUGGGGGAGCCGCUUCAGAGCUACUUCUAACACACACCUACACACACGUACACACACACACACACACACACGUACACACACUCACACGUAUACACACAAGUGUCAUGGAGUCGUUUGUCAGAUUUAAACUUGUCUUCCUGAUAUUUUGACAUAAAUUUAUAACAAUUAUCAGACUCCUCUUUGUCUUUCACUUCUUUUGUUGUUUUGUCAAGAAAAUCGAGAUGUUGUGAUCGACCAAAAUAAAUCUGAUAAUUUCUUCA
Messenger RNA from Limanda limanda (common dab), 671 nucleotides. Its product is annotated as HEAT repeat-containing protein 1-like. Gene Ontology annotation, molecular function: snoRNA binding. Lineage: Eukaryota; Metazoa; Chordata; Actinopteri; Pleuronectiformes; Pleuronectidae. The transcript is spliced from 4 exons. The record is from RefSeq and is a predicted model, not a curated record. Gene Ontology annotation, biological process: maturation of SSU-rRNA from tricistronic rRNA transcript (SSU-rRNA, 5.8S rRNA, LSU-rRNA); positive regulation of transcription by RNA polymerase I. Bases 1 to 441 code for a protein of 146 amino acids. Gene Ontology annotation, cellular component: 90S preribosome; t-UTP complex; small-subunit processome.